AUUCUGAAUACUUAGUGUCAGGUACAAUUUAUAUAGGACGUCAAGUAUUUACUACCUGAUUGUAUAGUAAUGCGUACCGUUACAAGCCCCGGUCAAAUUCUAUAGAGUUGACAAAUUCGGCUUAAUACCCUCUUUUAAGCAUCAGGGUUCAAAAUUAGGCUCGGUAUGUUUCAACGCACUGCAGGCAGGGAUAUAAUCAGACAACUAUCGCUUUAACUGUAGUUGCAACCUAUAAAGUCUCUCAACAAGCCACGAUACUUUUGCUCGACUCUCUUCAAAACAGAGUGUUUAACUUUGAAAACUGUCACCAUCAUGGUCGCAAUAACAGACACCCUAAUGCUAUCUACGGAUAAGGCUGCAAUGCCGCGCCUUGCAGUGUUGCUUGCCUGUCUUGUGGUUGGAUAUAUGAUGUGGAGCGUCAUAUACAAUCUCUUCUUCAGUCCUCUUCGCAAGGUUCCAGGCCCAAUACUGUGGGCGAUCUCACCCAUUCCCCAAGGCCUUUCGCAAUGUUUCGGGUCACCUCACAUAAAGAUUCGUGAGCUGCAUCAAAAGUAUGGCGAUGUCGUUCGUACGGGGCCCAAGUCAGUCUCUCUACUUAAUCAUGACGCAUGGAGGCAAGUGAUUGGCCAUCGCAAGGCAGGACAGCCGGAAAAUCUGAAGGAGGCUUCCGUCUUCCAAGCAGUCCCCAAUAGCAUUAUCGCCGCCGAUUCCGAGAACCAUAGUCGAAUUCGUCGGGUACUUGCCAAUGGGUUUUCCGCACAAAGCAUGAUCAAGCAAGAAUCUCUGAUCAGCGUUUACAUUGAUCUUUUCUUUGAUCGAUUGAGGGAACACCAUCUUAAGGGCAAGCCUGUUGACGUGGUUAAGUGGUUCAACUAUGUGACAUUCGAUGUUAUUGGCGAUUUGGCGUUUGGGGAGCCCUUUGGCUGCCUGGAAAAUUCGGAUUAUCACAGUUGGGUUGCUAUGAUAUUUCAACAAUUCAAGGAGGUCCAGGUAUUGGCGCAACUGCAAAUAGCUUACCCAACCCUGAGUGCCGCCAUUAGCCCGAUACUUCAAAAGUUUGCCGCGAAGAAGAUCCGAACGCACAAUGAGUUGGUUGAGCUCAAAGUUGCUAAGCGACUUGCUUUACAGUCCGAACGACCUGACUUCAUGGACGCUAUGAUUGCGCCAGGCCCAGAUGGUAAACAGAAAUUAUCUCUCAGAGAACUGCAGGAUAACGCGAGCGUAUUGAUUGUGGCUGGUUCCGAGACGACCGCAACCUCGUUAUGUGGCAUAACGUCCUUGCUAUGUGCAUACCCUGAAGUGCAGACUAAACUUCGCGAAGAGGUCUUGUCGGAAUUUAGCAGCGAGUCUGAAAUCACUCUUCUCAGCGUCCAGAAACUCAAAUACAUGACGGCGGUCAUUGACGAGGGUUUGAGAGUUUAUCCUGCGGCACCCGCUUCCAUGCCACGCCUAAUCCACCAAGGAGGUGCUACAAUCUGCGACACAUAUCUUCCCCAGGGCACUCUCGUGGACAUUUGGCAUUGGUCUAUGUACCACAGCGAAAAUAACUUUACCUUGCCUGAGUCGUUCAUCCCUGAGCGAUGGCUAGGCGACCCACGAUUUGAAAAUGACCACAAGGAUGCGUUCCAACCCUUUUCCGUUGGAGGACGGAACUGCCUGGGCAGAAACCUUGCAUAUGCAGAGAUGAGACUGAUUUUGGCGAGGCUCGUUUGGAACUACGAUCUCUCAUUAGUCAACGAGGCAGAUAGAGACUGGGUUAAGGGCCAGAAGAUGUGGGUUUUGUGGGAUAAGCCAGCAUUGCAAAUACACCUUGAACGUCGGAAGGACCAGUGAAGCAUGCCUGGAUAUCAGUAGCAAGUGCCUCGAUUCUAUGUAAGGGGCACGACUAUUGCUAUUAUUUAACGCUCGGGGAAACAGCUGAUUGUUGCUCCAAACAUAGGCACCUGUCUAACAAUCGAGUCCGAAGACGUAUUGCCAAGGGCGUCUCGAGCUGUGUUGAAAUGAGUAGUCAAGGGACUACUUCCAGGUACAGUAGAUUGUAUCUUAGAUUAGAAUGUAUAUAUAAGAAUCUCUCUCUUGUCAGAUACCCCUUGAUUGAUGUCAUAUGUAUUGUCCCCUGAUACCUCC
Molecule: messenger RNA, 2127 nt
Organism: Daldinia decipiens
Lineage: Eukaryota; Fungi; Ascomycota; Sordariomycetes; Xylariales; Hypoxylaceae
Product: cytochrome P450 monooxygenase
Exons: 6
Coding region: 313-1833 (506 amino acids)
Molecular function (GO): oxidoreductase activity, acting on paired donors, with incorporation or reduction of molecular oxygen; heme binding; monooxygenase activity
Source: RefSeq, a predicted model, not a curated record